Galeopterus variegatus (Sunda flying lemur) is the source of this 657-nucleotide messenger RNA. Its product is annotated as serine/threonine-protein kinase PAK 1-like. Lineage: Eukaryota; Metazoa; Chordata; Mammalia; Dermoptera; Cynocephalidae. The record is from RefSeq and is a predicted model, not a curated record. Gene Ontology annotation, molecular function: protein serine/threonine kinase activity. The annotation marks the transcript as partial. The transcript is spliced from 5 exons.
CCUCGGGAACUGGGCGGCUCUGCAGCUGGGAGCCUGGCCCAGCCGAACCGAGUGGAGCCAGUGGGUCUGGGGCCUUGCGUGAACCGGGCCCCGGGCUGGAGGAGGUGCGGCUGUGUGACAGAAACAAUUGCCAGAGAUGCCGGGGCCAGCUCCCCCCACCAGCUGCUGCUGGUGGUGACAAUGUCAAAUAACGGCCUAGACAUUCAAGACAAACCCCCAGCCCCUCCGAUGAGAAAUACCAGCACAAUGAUUGGAGCUGGCAGCAAAGAUGCUGGAACCCUAAAUCAUGGUUCCAAACCUCUGCCUCCAAACCCAGAGGAGAAGAAAAAGAAGGACCGAUUUUACCGAUCCAUCUUACCUGGAGAUAAAACAAAUAAAAAGAAGGAGAAGGAGCGGCCAGAGAUUUCUCUUCCUUCAGAUUUUGAGCACACAAUUCAUGUCGGUUUUGAUGCUGUCACAGGGGAGUUUACGGGGAUGCCAGAGCAGUGGGCCCGCUUGCUUCAGACAUCAAAUAUCACAAAGUCGGAGCAGAAGAAAAACCCACAGGCAGUUCUGGAUGUGUUGGAAUUUUACAACUCAAAGAAGACCUCCAACAGCCAGAAGUACAUGAGCUUUACAGAUAAGUCAGCUGAGGAUUAUAAUUCUUCUAACACUUUG